GAUGUCAGCGCCCAUAGCAAGUGACAAUUUGCACAGAUUCUUUUUGCUCAGAACUAACUAAAACCAGUGUUCGGCUUAAAGAAAAACCACUUGAAGUGUUGGGAUAACUAGAGUAGAGAAGAAAGAGCCAAGAAAAUUGAUGUAACUCUACAAGCGCCUUCUAUGGCAGAAAACUCACAACUUCUCUCCGCUGCCAACAACAUGAAAAUGUACGCCUUUGGCCAACAUCUUAUUAGAGGAGCUCAGGUUUUUUUCAAGACACCUUUAAGUUAUGGGUUUGUCAACAAAAAGCCGGUACUCCCUGGCCAUGUCCUGGUUUCGCCACUGCGUGUUGUGGAGCGGUUUCAUGAUAUGACAUCCGAGGAGGUUGCCGAUAUGUUCAGGGCGGUGCACAUCAUUGCCAAGGCUGUUGAAGUAGAGUAUGAAGGGACUGCCAUGUCACUUGGUUUACAGGACGGACCUGAUGCUGGUCAGACAGUUAAGCAUGUUCACAUUCAUAUCUUACCAAGAAGAAAGGGCGAUUUUAGUCACAACGAUGAAAUCUAUACACAUCUGCAGGACCAUGACCACGUCUCGUUUGAUGCUAUAGAUGCAGCCAGGGAAUGGCGCAGUGAGGAAGACAUGGCUCAGGAGGCUACCAAACUACGCAAACUAUUUCCACAAUCCUACACACAAGAUUUGUGAUGUCAGGUAAACCUAAUCUCCGUCUUUCCAAACUCAGGUUUUUUUUAACUAUCGAGAUUUUAGAAAAAGGAAUUUUAAAAACAAUUUUAAAUGUGUAAUUUUAUCUAAUUUGCGCAACAUUAUGAUUAGAGUUAUCUAGGCGGAUAGUAUCGCAAUAAUGUUUUCAUGAGUUGACAUACGGGAUGUUCCAUUCAAUGAGUCGAAGCCUUGAUGAAUAGAACCUUCCAACUGUCAAUGAAAGAAAACAUUCUCUCUAUUGCCCAAAUGAAAAACAUUCAUUAUUUGGUUUAUUUAAUACCAAUAUAUUUAUCCAAGUAGAUCGUUGUCAUUGGGUUGGAAGAUAACACUGUCAUAAGAAUAAACUAAAUAUUUAAGAUUGUGAUCUGGCAUCCACUAUCAGGUUAUUUUGUGGUUAAUACAAAGUGUGGUCUAGCGUACAGUAGAAGAAAGGAGGGGACAAAAAUUUGGCGCUAAUUUAACCGAAAUGCAUGGUUUAUUGGGCAGACCUUGUAGCAUGAAUGACGUGUGACCACCAAUCCUCCAAUCAACUGACAAGGAUCUUGUUAUGUGUUCCAUUAUAUAGUGGAGGUGUAAGACAAGACAUUGGUAAUUUGUAAUGUUUUUAAUGAUUUUAAAUUUCAUGUAGAUAUAUACAUUUGUUAAAUAGUUCAGAUGGUUAAACAAAAAUUCAGAAUAUGUUUUAUGAAGCGUAGUUCAGUACAGAACUUUCACAGGAUUAAUAAUGAUGUGAAAGUGCAACAGUCCUAACAACGUCUACACUGCCAACAUUGUGUCAAUGUAACAAGUGGAGAAUCAGGAUUAGUCACUUUGUGAAACUACAAAUGUAACUAAAUAUUCCUCAUCAAUAUUGCUUUGAGUUUACAGUGAUUAUUAUGUUAAGUAUUAUUGAGAUUAUCAUAACAUGGUGUAACCACAAAAUUAACUUUCCUAUAUAUUUGUAAAGUAUGUGGAUAAAAUACUGUAUGAAAAUUGUGUACAAACAACAAAAUUGUGUACAAGUUUUUUUUUUUUUUACGGAUUCAAGACUUUAUGAUAGCGAAUGAACCACUGGACUGGGGUAAGGGGACUAAUAAACAAAUAAAUGCAAGAUAGUCAAACCAUUUAAAUGACAGUAAUGAUGAAGCUAUAAUAUGGUAAUUCUAUCUACUGAAGUACGGUUUAUAUCUAUCUAUGGCAUGUCCUGUGCAGCCACGGUCUACUGCAUUGGACUCAAGUUCCGAUAGCUUAAUCAUUGGAG
Messenger RNA from Asterias rubens (European starfish), 1942 nucleotides. RefSeq names its product bis(5'-adenosyl)-triphosphatase-like. Bases 163 to 684 code for a protein of 173 amino acids. NCBI's taxonomy places the organism in Eukaryota, Metazoa, Echinodermata, Asteroidea, Forcipulatida, Asteriidae. Gene Ontology annotation, cellular component: plasma membrane; cytoplasm; nucleus. Gene Ontology annotation, molecular function: ubiquitin protein ligase binding; bis(5'-adenosyl)-triphosphatase activity. The record is from RefSeq and is a predicted model, not a curated record. The transcript has 6 exons. Gene Ontology annotation, biological process: negative regulation of proteasomal ubiquitin-dependent protein catabolic process; diadenosine triphosphate catabolic process; intrinsic apoptotic signaling pathway by p53 class mediator.